This is a messenger RNA of Carya illinoinensis, 2171 nucleotides long. Its product is annotated as single-strand DNA endonuclease 1. The transcript is spliced from 14 exons. Bases 171 to 1952 code for a protein of 593 amino acids. Gene Ontology annotation, molecular function: 5'-flap endonuclease activity; DNA binding. Lineage: Eukaryota; Viridiplantae; Streptophyta; Magnoliopsida; Fagales; Juglandaceae. The record is from RefSeq and is a predicted model, not a curated record.
CAAGGAAUAGCGGCCUAAUGGCCCAAAUCCGGUCUCUCUCUCUCUCUCUCUCUCUCUCUCUCUCUGCCAUCUUCCUUUCCCGAAGGAGCCAUUGACGGAUGAAGUUCGAGGGUUCAAAAUUCUAACGCACUAGAGUCUCCCUCCCUCCCUUUUUCUCAGGGAAAGUGGAUAUGGGUGUGAAGAACUUGUGGGAUAUCUUGGAAUCAUGCAAGAAAACUCUCCCACUUCACCAUCUCCAGAACAAGAGGGUUUGCAUAGACCUCUCCUGCUGGAUGGUUCAACUUCAAAACGCAAGUAAAUCUCCCUUUUGUAUGAAGGAGAAGGUUUAUCUCAAAGGUCUGUUUCACCGUCUCAGAGCUCUCAUUGCUCUUAACUGCAGCCUUAUUUUCGUUACAGAUGGAUCAAUUCCUGCUAUUAAAUUAGCAACAUACAGACGCCGCUUAAAUUUAGGAAGUGAGCAGGUUACUCACAAAGAAAGAAACUUGCAGAAGGUGACCUCAUUACGAAGAAAUAUGGGAUCUGAGUUUUCAUGCAUGGUAAAGGAGGCAAAAGUUUUGGGCAUGGCACUUGGUAUUCCUUGCUUAGAUGGGAUUGAGGAAGCUGAAGCACAAUGCGCAUUAUUAAACUCAGAAUCAUUAUGUGAUGGAUGUUUCACUUUGGAUUCGGAUAUCUUCCUAUUUGGUGCAAGGACAGUGUAUAGAGAUAUCUGCCUUGGAGAUGGUGGCUAUGUCAUUUGCUAUGAAAUGGCAGAUGUAGAGAGGCAGCUUGGAUACGGAAGGAACUCAUUGAUAACCCUUGCCCUAUUGCUUGGCAGUGACUACUCUCAAGGCGUUUAUGGCCUGGGUCCUGAGUCAGCUUGCCAGAUUGUUAAAUCAGUUGGAGAUAAUGUGGUCCUCCAAAAAAUUGCAUCUGAAGGACUAUCCUUUGUUUUGAAGAAAAAAGGUUCAAAGAAACAGGGGACCCUUUCCAAGUGCAAUAACAAGGAGAAUUCACUGGACCAAGAGAUGAAUGUUAAUGGCAGUGAGUAUAAUUUACUGAGGGAUGAUCAACUCUUGCAAGUUAUCAAUGCAUAUUUGAAGCCCAAGUGCCACUCGGCAGAUUCUGAUGCUGUGCAUAGGACUCUUGCUCAAUAUCCUUUCCAACGUGCCAAACUUCAGCAGAUAUGUUCUCAGUUCUUUGAGUGGCCUGCUGAGAAAACAGAUGAGUAUAUCCUUCCAAAGAUCGCUGAAAGGAAUUUAAGGCGAUUUUGUAAUUUACGUUCAACUUCAUCAAAUUUAGGACUGAAGCUUCCGCUACACGAGAUACCAGUUAAAUGCCCAUUAUCUGCAGUUAUCAAGCACCGAAAGGUUCAAGGAAGAGAUUGUUAUGAGGUUUCAUGGGAGGAGGUAGAUGGACUUAAAACCUCUGUAGUGCCAGCAGAUCUUGUAGAGAGUGCUUGUCCUGAGAAGAUUGCAGAAUUUGAGGAGAAAAGAGCUCAGGGGAAGCAAGAAAAGCUUCGAAAAUCAAGGCCAAAGAAAUCAGAGAAGGGAUCUUCUUUGGCUGAAAUUGAUCUAAAACUCCAAAAACUGUUACGUGACAUUGAUAUGGAAAGCAGUGCUGCCGUUCAUGAUGCAUCCGCUUUGGUGGUGAUAUCAGGAAACCAAACUGCCGCAACAAAAGUUAAUCAGGAAAACCAACAUCCAUGGCUUGAUCCAAUGAGCAGUGCCAAGUGCAGUGAUGAUAUACCCUGGAGUGAAGUUGGUCCGAGUACCACUAAGAGUGAAGUGAUUGACCUCUUGAGCCCUUCUCCACUAAGACAACCCCGUGCUGUUUCCAAAUUCACCCAAUCAAAUGGUCAAGGUAUUGAUGUGAUUGAUUUGAGUGAGUCAGAAACUGAUGUGUCACCUGAACAUGAGACGAAGGCAAGAGAGUUGAGACUCUUCCUUGCCAGCAUUAAGGAUGACAUUUUCUGAACAGUCAUGAAGGUCAAUUUUUUUGUUUAAAGGAAUACGUCUAGUGUAGCUAGUUUGAAAUUUUCACCGAUUGAAUUAUGUUCAUCUAUCUCUUUAGUUGGCAACAGAUUUUGUGGUGUGUAGUAUAAUCAUAUUAAGAAUAUGUUCUUCAAGGAUAGUGUACGAGUUAUUAUAAGGCUCAGACGUAGGAUAUUUAGGUCCAAUUCAUUUUCUCACAAA